AUGGCGGGGCUGCAGAAAGUCAGGCCGUAUCAGCUGCAGCUCUUCUUCAGCAACAAGUAUGCCUACGCGCAAAUCUGGAAGGUAUCAGGAGACAAGCACACCGUGGCUGCGGCUGCCUCCACCAUCGAGAAGGGGCUGCAGGAGGGACUGGAGUCCACCUCUGACAAAGGAGCCUGCGCAAGGGUCGCGCAAACCCUGGCGGAGCGGGCCCAGGCUGCCGGCAUCGAUACCGUGAGCUGGCAACGCAAGCCCCGCCAACGAUUCCACGGCAAGGUCGCAGCCUUGGUCACCGGCCUCAAGGAAGCAGGGAUCAAGAUGAUGUAG
Auxenochlorella protothecoides is the source of this 324-nucleotide messenger RNA. Its product is annotated as 50S ribosomal protein L18. Gene Ontology annotation, molecular function: structural constituent of ribosome; 5S rRNA binding. The coding region runs from base 1 to 324 and encodes 107 amino acids. NCBI's taxonomy places the organism in Eukaryota, Viridiplantae, Chlorophyta, Trebouxiophyceae, Chlorellales, Chlorellaceae. Gene Ontology annotation, biological process: translation. Gene Ontology annotation, cellular component: ribosome. The record is from RefSeq and is a predicted model, not a curated record. The transcript has 2 exons.